AUGUACUCCCCAAUCAAAGCGCUGGUUGCCACCACUCUCAUGGUAGUCUCUGUUUGUGCUCAGAACGCCUACAUCAACCUGCCUGCGCCUGGCUCCGAUAUCACUGCGGGUGCCAACUUUACUGUGCAAAUAGGCCUCCCGGACAAUCUCACUGGCAGUGAUGAGAUAUCGAUUGUAAUUGCUAUCCAGUCUUGUCCAACUGGGAACUGUCUCCCCGUUAGUGAGGAUAUGGGAACUGUCUUGUAUGCAGGACCGUUCAAUCCCCAGUUUGGGUCGGGCGCGGACGACCCAUAUGAGGACUUCUCUGUUCAAGUUCCUGCAUCCUUCACUACUGGGCAAGCACAGCUUGGACUUGCUCACUUUACCCUCGUUGGAGAGCUUUACUGGCCAUACUUACAACUCGUGAAUGAGACUGUUUACGUUGUUUAG
Messenger RNA from Suillus subalutaceus, 429 nucleotides. RefSeq lists its product as uncharacterized. Lineage: Eukaryota; Fungi; Basidiomycota; Agaricomycetes; Boletales; Suillaceae. The coding region runs from base 1 to 429 and encodes 142 amino acids. The record is from RefSeq and is a predicted model, not a curated record. The transcript has 3 exons.